AUGCAACCAGCAUUGUUUUUCGAGUUAGAGUUAGUAAGAGCCAAAGAGUCCUUUGCAUAUAGACGUCCCAAUUUGUUCUUCAACGAGGUGAUUACUCCACUUGUGGCAGCCAUCCGUUCCAAAUCUUGGCAAUGCGUGGAGCAUCUACUCAAGGCAGGUGUUGAUCCAAAUGGUGGACCAGGUGGAGUAAAAGCUCUCCCAUUUGCAGCUGAAGUGGGGAUAAUACAAAUCAUCAAGCUACUGGUUAAAGCUGGUGCAGAUCCAAAUGUUACCGAUAUUGUAAGCUAUAGGUAUUUUGUGUCUGUGUUCACUUACUGGACAUGACAUCUCCUGUUCCAUCAUAUGCGGACUGGAGCGUUGAUGGAUUAAUGAAGCAUUCAGAUUCUGGAA
This is a messenger RNA of Papaver somniferum (opium poppy), 390 nucleotides long. RefSeq names its product ankyrin repeat and SOCS box protein 18-like. Gene Ontology annotation, molecular function: protein binding. Lineage: Eukaryota; Viridiplantae; Streptophyta; Magnoliopsida; Ranunculales; Papaveraceae. The record is from RefSeq and is a predicted model, not a curated record. Bases 1 to 324 code for a protein of 107 amino acids. The transcript has 4 exons.